Molecule: messenger RNA, 1811 nt
Organism: Planococcus citri (citrus mealybug)
Lineage: Eukaryota; Metazoa; Arthropoda; Insecta; Hemiptera; Pseudococcidae
Product: signal sequence receptor subunit 1 l(1)G0320
Exons: 5
Coding region: 209-1075 (288 amino acids)
Cellular component (GO): endoplasmic reticulum; endoplasmic reticulum membrane
Source: RefSeq, a predicted model, not a curated record
CAUAAAAUUCCACGUUUCGAUUAUUUACAUUUACCGUGUCACUAUGGAAAGCUAGUGAUUUGUACGAGAUUCGAGAUAAUAUAUUUCGUAAAGAUUAGGUUGAUCGUGGUUGUGUCGUCGUGUAAAUAUUCUUCUCGAAAAUUACCGUUUUAAAAGCGUAGUAUUAAUAUGUUAUAAGGCUCAAUUAGUUCCUGAAUAAGAUAUAAACAUGAAGUUUUUAUUUAAUUUAUUAGUUUUAUCAUUCUGUUCCGUCCUAAUCUGCCACAGCGGAUUAAGGUACACUUUAGCUAAAGAAGAUGAAAUAGAAGACGAAGUAGUUGACGUAGAAAACGAAGAAGUAUCGCCAGAAGUAGCACAAGGCGCAGAGGAGCCGGAAAAUGUCGAUGUUAAGGAUACAGGAUCAGUAAACGCUAAUUUAUUUUUACUAUUUACCAAACCAACAUUCCCUUCUUUAUCAAAUAUCGAAUUACCUGCUGGCAAACAAGUCGAAUUUUUAGUCGGUUUCUCGAAUAAAGGCAGCUUAGAUUUUACUAUCGAAACAUUAGACGCUUCGUUCAGAUUUCCUAGAGAUUUUUCAUACCAUAUUCAAAACUUCACGACAAUUCAGUACGAGAAGAAAGUCAAACCAGGAUAUCAGGCUACUCUGUCGUAUUCAUUCGUGCCAGCUGAUUCAUUCGCCGGCCGACCAUUCGGUCUUAGUAUUAAUUUAGCGUACAGAGACGAAUUCGGAACUCAAUUUUACGAAAAAGUGUACAACGACACGGUCAACAUCAUCGAAGUAGAAGAAGGUUUAGAUGGUGAAACAUUCUUCUUGUACGUAUUCUUAUGCGCUGGUGUACUCCUACUGUUGGUCAUCGGUCAACAUUUCUUGUAUUCGGUGGGUAAGAAACGCGUCGGCGGAGGAAGUAAAAAGAAUCUUCAGCUGGAAACAGGCACGAAAAACAAAAACGAUAUCGAUUACGACUGGAUUCCAAAUCAUCUAAAAACUUUCAAUAAAUCUCCUAAAGUAGCUAAAAACAAAUCGCCUAUUUCGAAAGCGAGAAAAGCCAAGAGAACUGCAGGAUUCGACGACUGAAGAACGCGAACUACCACGAUUUUUGGAAUCAGAUGAAAGAAUAAUACUGAUGAGAAGCAAUGCAAUCGACAAAAAAAAGAAACAACUGUGUAUACAAUUUUUUUUUGUUGUAAUUAUGUUUUAUAUUGUAUAUUAUUUUUGAAUUCAGAAAUUUUUAGCUUGAUGUGAGUAUUUGAGUUUUUUGUUCGAUUAAACUAUUAGGUAUUGUUUUGUUCGUUGUAUAUACGUAAGAUCUUUUUUAAAAUUAUUAUUGUUAUUUUAUAAAAUUGUAUCAACUACCAAUCGACAAUUAAGGUAGUCUAGUAUUUUCCCAAUGUUAAAACGAAAUCUUUUUAUAAGAAAUAUAGAGUAAGAAUUUAUCAAAUUGUACCGUUGACAUUUUUCAAUCAAAAAAGACAGACCGAAAUUAAAUGUAGUGAAAAUUGUCCUAGUGUAAUCUUUUUCGGGACGUUGUCAAAAAACCGGUUUCUUGAUCUCAUUAGAGAUUUAUAUAUUUAAAAUGAUUUCGGUCUUUAUUAUAACACGUAUGUCAAUAAAUGACUGAAAUAAUUAUUAACGAGAUGAAAGAUAAUUUACGUCUUCUGGUCUGUCUUUUAUUCCCUACUUUUGUAAAAAAAAUUCCAAUUAUGAAUAGAAUAUUGCAAGCGGGACUUCGAAUUUGUACUCUUAGUAUUUAGAAAAAACAAGGCUCAAAAGUAAAUUUUGUUGAUUAUUAAUAAAAUUAUCAUGUUCUGAA